AUGUGUGCAUUCUAUUUGCAAUUGCAGAGCAAUAUAUUCGGAGUUGAUGAGAGUUUGUUGGCCCGCGCUGAAGCUCUGGCCGCGGUGGAUAUUGUCUCGCAGACCAAGAGCCACCACCAUCCUCCACACCACAGUCCCUUCAAGCCGGACGCGACCUACCACACCAUGAACACUCUCCCCUGCACCUCCUCAUCGUCUUCUUCCUCGGUGCCUAUUUCUCACCCUUCAGCCCUUUCCGGCCACGGUCACCACCACCAUCAUCACCAUCACCACCACCACCAACCCCACCAGGCGCUGGAGGGCGACCUGCUGGACCACAUCACCCCAGGACUGGCUCUCGGGUCCAUGGCAGGGCCAGACGGCUCCGCAACUGCGCACCCUGCUCACAUGGCGGGCAUGAACCACAUGCACCAGGCAGCCCUCAACAUGGCUCAUGCCCACGGGCUACCAUCCCACAUGGGCUGCAUGAGCGACGUGGACGCCGAUCCCAGGGACUUAGAAGCCUUCGCUGAGAGGUUUAAACAGAGACGGAUCAAACUCGGCGUGACCCAGGCGGAUGUAGGGGGAGCCCUGGCCAACCUGAAGAUUCCUGGCGUGGGCUCCCUCAGCCAGAGUACCAUCUGCCGAUUCGAGUCCCUCACCCUCUCCCACAACAACAUGAUAGCUUUGAAGCCCAUUCUACAGGCAUGGCUGGAAGAAGCCGAGAAAUCACACCGGGAGAAACUCAACAAACCCGAGCUAUAUAACGGCGGAGAGAAGAAGCGGAAGCGCACGUCGAUAGCAGCACCGGAAAAGCGAUCACUGGAAGCUUACUUUGCCAUUCAGCCGCGUCCUUCCUCAGAGAAAAUCGCUGCUAUAGCAGAGAAACUGGACCUCAAAAAGAACGUGGUACGGGUCUGGUUUUGCAACCAACGGCAGAAACAGAAACGAAUGAAAUAUUCUGCAUGCGUCUGACUCUGAACACUCGCUCUAAAAAAUAAAAAAUAAACUAUCAACCUACGUUGAGAGACUGAACACUGUUUAGAGACGAUUUGUAUUAUAUUUCUUAUCACACACUUUUUCAAUCAUCAAUGACUUGUGCUUUGAACAACUCGAAUAAUUCAUAUACAUUCAAAAUGACUGAAAGCUCAAACCACUACUGCUGUCACGUCUUAUUCGCAACAAAAGGAAUGUGGAGUCUUGUACAGGAGCAUUUGAACAGAGCAAGUAAGACCUCUGUUUUAUUCUCCACCUAGACCUACUAUUCUUCACCCUUUUGUGUCAGUUAAGUAUUAUAGGCUUUAAUCACACGUAUUUUUUUGGUUUAUGAUAUUGGUUAAUUUAUCAUAGCCUACAAUAUUGAACGUACUGAAAAGAACAGUUGUUUACCCUGGGAAGAUAGGCCUACAGUAUUUUGACACAGCACUUGGUCGGUGCCUAUUGGCAUAGUAUUGGUGUGUUUAUAUUUUUGUCGCAAGGCUACA
Oncorhynchus keta (chum salmon) is the source of this 1463-nucleotide messenger RNA. Its product is annotated as POU domain, class 4, transcription factor 2-like. The record is from RefSeq and is a predicted model, not a curated record. Gene Ontology annotation, molecular function: DNA-binding transcription factor activity, RNA polymerase II-specific; RNA polymerase II cis-regulatory region sequence-specific DNA binding. NCBI's taxonomy places the organism in Eukaryota, Metazoa, Chordata, Actinopteri, Salmoniformes, Salmonidae. Gene Ontology annotation, biological process: regulation of transcription by RNA polymerase II.